Messenger RNA from Quercus lobata, 2063 nucleotides. RefSeq names its product probable leucine-rich repeat receptor-like protein kinase At1g35710. Gene Ontology annotation, molecular function: protein binding; protein kinase activity; ATP binding. Gene Ontology annotation, biological process: protein phosphorylation. Bases 119 to 1885 code for a protein of 588 amino acids. NCBI's taxonomy places the organism in Eukaryota, Viridiplantae, Streptophyta, Magnoliopsida, Fagales, Fagaceae. The transcript is spliced from 2 exons. The record is from RefSeq and is a predicted model, not a curated record.
UUCACGCAGAGAAAAAAAAGGGGUUCUUAUCCAUUGAAUGAGUUAUUCCUUCCUCUUGAAGUCAUUGACCUUGAAUAAUGAAUAUUGACUUCUAGGCAGUGUAAUCGACUUGAAAUCAAUGCCAAGCCCCUUUUUGUAUCCAAAGCAAGAACCCAGAAAUCAGACCACUGAACUCAACAGGACUUUGAGAAAUUUUAAAAUGGUAUCUUCCUUUUUCAUUGCCGUAGUGGCAAUAUUAUGGGUUACCUUUGCUACAACUGUGACAUCUCAAUCAUCGUCCCCAGAAUUGGAGGCUUUGCUCAAGACAGGGUGGUGGAAUAAUACCAACCUCAACAUGUCAAGUUCUUGCAAUUGGCUUGGUAUAGCUUGUGAUGAAGGUGGAAGCGUCACAAAGAUUGAUCUCCGAGAUAAUGAACUUAAAGGGAGCAUACCACCAGAGAUAGGUAAUUUUUCAAAACUGACCCGCUUGGACCUGUCUUAUAAUUAUGUUUCGGGUGAGCUACCUAUUUCACUUGCCAGACUUACUCAAUUAAAGGAACUUCUCCUUAGUAACAAUCAUAUUACCGGCUCCAUUCCUGUAGAAAUAUCAAAUUUGGAGAAUUUGGUGACUCUAGACCUGAGUUUUAACAUUCUGAUUGGUCCAAUACCACAUGGUUUCAAGUCUCCUGAGGCAUUCAUCGGCAACAAGGAUUUGUUCGGUGAUAUCACAGGUUUCCCCCCUUGUCCACGCCCAACCAAGGAAAAAAAAAUUUUUCUUUGGAAAAUUUUACUUCCCAUUAAUAUUUUCCUUGCUGUCUUAUUUUUUGGAUAUUUAUUCGUGAGAAUGAGAUAUAUAUUUCCUGCUUUUAAAUUUAGCCUGAUGUCUCAAAAGAUCCAAUGUGAAGGUGAGGGAAGAGCUACAAAGAAUGGGGAUUUAUUCUCAAUUUGGACUUUUGAUGGAAAGAUUGCUUAUGAAGACAUCAUUAAUGCAACGGAGGAUUUUAACAUCAAAUAUUGCAUCGGGAUGGGUAGUUGUGGCAGCCUGUACAAAGCACAAUUGCCUAGUGGCAAAGUGGUUGCUUUGAAGAAACUUCAUAGUAUUGAAGCUCACGUCCCAGGUAUAACUAAAAGCUUCCAAAAUGAGAUCAAAAUUUUAACAAACAUACGUCAUCGAAAUAUUGUUAGGCUUCAUGGAUACUGUGUUCACAAACGAUGCAACUUUUUGAUUUAUGAAUACAUGGAAAGAAGAAACUUAUAUGGGGUACUAAGCAGUGAUGUGGAAGCUAAGGAAUUGACUUGGAGAAUAAGGGUAAAUAUCAUAAGAGGGAUAGCACAUGCUUUAUCUUACAUGCAUCAUGAUUCCAAUCCAUCGAUAAUUCACCGAGACAUAACUAGUAGUAAUAUUCUAUUGAACUCAGAACUAGAGGCUUUUGUUGCUGACUUUGGCAUGGCUAGAUUUAUUGACCCCACUUCCUCAAAUCCAACGAAAUUAGCUGGCACUCAUGGAUAUAUGGCACCAGAACUUGCCUACACCACUGUUGUGACAGAAAAAUGCGAUGUUUACAGUUUUGGUGUAAUAGCAUUAGAAACAAUAAUGGGAAAGCAUCCAGGAGAGUUCAUCUUAUCUUUAUCAUCGUCCUCGUCAUCAUCUACUAAACACAUGAUGCUUAAAGAUAUAUUGGACCCACGUCUCUCUCAUCCCUUGUAUAGACCAGUUGGUCCAAGUGUGGUUCUUGUAGUAAUACUAGCCCUGACAUGCCUUCGUUCUGACCCAAAAUCUCGGCCUACAAUGCGACAUGUGUCUCAAGAGCUUCUUGUUCCAAGACCAGCUUUGCCCGAGUCUUUUCAUGAUAUUUCAAUCCAGCAGCUGAUGAAUCAAGAAAUAUAUGUGGUAGACCAGAAUUAGGGAGCAUUUAUGGAUGUCAUGUAGCCAAAGGUGAGCUAUACAUUGAAUUUAGACCAAAAGUACUACUUUUCCAUAAGCAUUGCAAUUGGGUACACAGAAUCGGGAUUACAAUUGGAAUGAUAAUCUUUGUUACUAGAAAUAAAAUUUGUUGUAAUGAAAUAAUUAAACUUAUUCAUAA